Messenger RNA from Schistocerca cancellata (South American locust), 1102 nucleotides. RefSeq lists its product as uncharacterized. Bases 1 to 717 code for a protein of 238 amino acids. The transcript is spliced from 4 exons. The record is from RefSeq and is a predicted model, not a curated record. NCBI's taxonomy places the organism in Eukaryota, Metazoa, Arthropoda, Insecta, Orthoptera, Acrididae.
AUGUUUGUGCAGCCACUGUUGCUUCUCACUAUAAUGAACUCUUGGGUUGCUCAGAAUGCUCAAGGCUUGAUGUGCAGUGACAUGACAUUUCGAGAAGCAGAGCAGCAGCAUGGUGUUGAAAUAACUGGUCUUAAUACCAGCUGUAAUGUAGCACAGCUAGUUAGUUCAGGCCUGUUGGCCUUGAAGCAACCACAGACCCCAAGCAGCAGGAACAGGGGUGGAAGUGGUGGCAACACAGUGACAGCUGUAUUUCGAUUACUUGGUUUGGAGCCUUCACGUCUUCGAGCAGUCACUCUCAAUUCUCUUCUUUUUAUUGCACAGCUUAUCAGCAAUUUCUUCAUCCAACAAGGAGCACCCGAAAAUACUGGGAAGCAAGGAAAAAAACACCAAGAUUCUCUGGUGCCAUGGAUCCUGCAGAAUCCUACAGUUCAAAAGUUUGUGCCAUCUGUAAAGGAUCAGUCCCUGGCUGAUCGUGUUAUGGAUGCUGUAAAUGGUCACAUUUCACAGUACGCCAAUCUGACAUGCCCUCAGCUGCUUAUUUGUAGACUCAUGCCAUUCAUUCGUGGCAUGCAGAGGUCUGUGAUUCCCCUUCUAUCAGAAGCAGACUUUUACUCCAUGACAGGGAUAAAUAUUUUCUUCAGCAGUCUCCCUGAGGAAAAAGAAAUGGAAGACAUCGCAGAUAAAUGUGUUUUGCAGUACCCAGGAUGUGUGUAUUAAUAUUUAAUAGAUACUGGAAAGAAAACACAUUUUAUAAACUAAACUUGAUGGAGUAAUGACAAUAUUAUGAAAUGGAUAGAUUGCUACUCACCACAAUGGAGCUGUUGAGUCGCAGAUAGGCACAACAAGUGGUGAGUAGCAAUCUAUCCUUUUUGUAAUAUUGUCAUCAUUCCAUCCUGGAUUUGCAUUGUUUAAACUUGUUGGAGUGCAACAAAGCAGUCAUUAAAGUUACUGUUGUAUUAUGUUGAACAACUCAGUAAUUUACUAAGUCUUACAUAUUCCUAACAUACUGUUGCCUGGAACAGCAACCAACACAAUGAGAAAAAAAUAUAUGUUUUAUUCUAUAGUCACCGAGUUUUAUUUUUAAUUUGCCUACUAGGUACAC